AUGCCUGGACGGCAGCGCGCCGGGCCCGCCGGCCCUUCACCGUCUCGGGGACCCCCAGCCUCAGCGCGUCGGGUCUGGCUUUCCGCCCCCAUCCCGAGCCUCCGGCGGGCACCCAGCGGGCCCGCGCCCUCACCUGCGCGCCCCGCCCUUCCGGUCCCGGCCCUUCCGGCCCCUCCCGGAAUUCCGGUCCCACGGGCGCUUCCGGCGCCGUCGCCCGGCAACGGCCUAACAGCUGGCCGCGCCGCGCCGGCCGCCGCCGUGCUGGACGCUGCCCGGCCGCGCCGCCCGGCCCCGCCGCCGCUGCCGCCCGGCGCCCUCCACGGUCUCUACGCCUGGCUGGACGCGCUGCCGCUCAGCCGCCGCAAGCGCCACCUGGCCCGGGACUUUAGCGACGGCGGUGAGGGGCCGGGGGCCUGCCCGGGCGUCCAGACCGAGAGCCCAGCGCUCGUCCUCCUCGGCCAGCGGGAGCCCCGGGGCCUGGUUGGCGGGACGGCCAGGCAAAGGCCGCGGCCCGGGCAAGUGAUGCUGGCGGAGGUCGUGAAGCUCUUUCGCCCCCGGCUCGUGGACCUGCACAACUACGUCCCCACCUGCAACACCGGCCAGAAGCGCAGCAACUGGAACGUUCUCAACAGGAAAGUCUUCCACAAGCUGGGUCUCAGCAUCUCAGAGGAAGAGAUCUGAAAGGUGAUCGUCAACACCCCUGGGGCCAUCGAGCCCAUCCUGUGUGGAGGCCGGCGAGGACCUGCCCGGCAUGGCUGGACACGUGGGUACCAUCACGUGGCCAUGGCCUCUGCUGUGUUGGGACACGGGCUCGUUGGCUGCCAAUGAGAGUAAAACCAGGAACCGGGGAGCCCUGGCAGCACCUGGACCCUGGGCUGCUGCAGCGGCUGCUGGAGGAGAAGGAGUGGGUGCAGGCGGUCCUGCGGGAGACCGUCAAGGUGCAGGCCUGGGCACCCUCCAAGUAGCUUGGCCCAGCAUGCGGCGAAGCGGGGGCAGCCAGGCGGGGCCCCUGACCGGGGGAGCCCGCGAGUGUAUCCCAGAGAUACCCAGAAGCAGAGGGGAACGUACAGUGGGCCUCCACCCCUCGGAGACUGAUCAACCAGCCUUGCCUGUCAUCAGACGCCAGAGACCACGAGUCAGGGGCUGCAGACUCACAGGCCUUGCCACCCAGACAUACUGGACGGCAGGCUCGAGGGCCCUGGGGCCCAGUCAGGGAGCAGAAGGCAGCUCCCUGAGACGCAAGCCUGGCUCUGGGGCGCUCGCCUUGUUCUGGGCGAGCCUGUUCCCCCUCUCGCUCUGGGUCUCCAGCACUCCCAGGUUCAGGAGGUGCUCGGGUCCGUCACUGCCAUUCAGCAACGCCUACGUGCUCUGGUUGGGCGUCCAGGCUGCAUUUUUGGACCUGAGACAGUGGGGUGGGGCGUGCAGGGCACACAGCCUCGGUGUUGGAGGAGCUGUAGAAACGGUGAUGACAGAGCAGUUCCUGCUGGCUCUGCGAAUCUUGACGCAGUUUUUUUGAGGAAGCAGGAAGGUGGCGUCAUCCUGUGGUUUGCAUCUGCUGGAUGGCAGGGAGGAAGCCCUGUCUCAGCAAGGCCCCUUGCCGCCCUCAUGCCCUGCCCGGUCUGGGCCCUAUGCUGACACUGAGGCAUGGCCACCGUGGGCCACAGAACAGCACGGUUUGAACCGCACGGUGGUGUUCACUAGAUGGGCACCAAGGCGCUGCGGUCUGCACUACAGACCCGACGGGGAGGGGCUUGUGCCCCCCCCCCCCCCCCACACACACACCAGACUGAUCAAGGACCAACUGCAUUUGAUUUUUGAAACCCAGAGGGCAAGACAGCUCACUUGCUGUCUGGGUGACACAGUCACGCUCCCGUGACUGUCACUGACGUCAGAUAAAACAGAUGUGGGGGUGGGGGGCGCAGAGGGGCAGCAUCCCAGGGCUGACGGGGGUGGGGGGGGCGGUGGUGCCGGGGUCCAAGCCUGCAGCAUCAGCUGAAACAAGGCAGCGCCGAGCCUCAGGACGCCCCUGCCCUUCACGCUCAUCGCCGAGGGGUGAGCGGCCAGCCGUGGUGUGCUGGCGCUCGGGGCCCUCGGAGGGUCGGUCUUCUGAGACGCCAGCCCCUGCCUCAGCCAGCGGGAGCCCUCUGUCCUCUGGACACGCGUUCGGGGGCAGACGAACUUCCAGAUCUGUUCACUCUUACUGCUGGGGCGUGGCGGGUGCUCUCCUUCCAGGAGGGGAGUUUGCGCCCUGGCGUUGCUUGGGAGAGGCUGGGGGGCAGUGGCAGGACAGCUGAGCAGGAGCGCUGGGUGGGCGGUCCUUGAUUGUCUGUCUGCACGGGGACGUGUUCUCAGCCGUUUCUCUUCAGGAGUGACCCCUGCACGUGAGGCUGUCCCCUCGGCAGGCUUGCUCUGAGGACCUGCCCGGCCUGGCUGAGCUGCUGGGCAGGGCUGCAAAGGGAACCGGCCAGGAGGCUCCUUGGGUCUCAGGCAGCCCCUCCCUCUCCUGGCCUGUCCUCUAUCACCUGGGGUCUCAGGCUCAUUUCAGGGACCCACGUUUCUGCCCAGAGUGGCCUGCUUGAGGGCCUUUGGUCUGAUCGCUGACAGUGUGGCCUUGCAUGGGGGCUGGCUGGACACUCAGCCUGGGGCUGAAGCUGCGUGCCACAGGAGUGUGGACAGGCGUCCCUCGGGUGUGUGUUCUUGCAGGUUCUGCAGAUGAAGGUGGCCAGGCUGGAGCACCUGGUGAAACUAAAGGACCAGCGGAUCGGCGCGCUCACGCAAUGGGGACCAGCCCCAGGGAGGGGGUACCCCGGGGCCAGAAGGGCCCCCUCCCCUGUCCACCAGACUCCAACCUCAAGCCCACUUGGAAAUCCCCUAGACUGGGUGUUUCUGGGUGUGGCCACGCACUGUCCAUCAGACGUGGAGCACCGAGGAGGGCCCGAGCCAGCGUGUCCACAAGCAGAGGCCUGGCCCCUCCUGACUGCACAUCCCGGGUGCCCAGCCGAUGCGGCCUGAGGUUCCCCUGCUGCCCCCCGCCUCCUCCCCCCCAAGAAGACCAGUUUGGACAUGAAGAUGGGUCUGGUUCCCUGGAGCCCCUGAGCGUCCUGGCGUCACUGUGAACAUGGAGCAUCUGCGGGCAGUUGUGUGCUGAGGGCGGUGGGGUGGGGGCAGCGUCUCUUGUCAGCCAACCUGCUGUCCUGGGGGCCCCGCGGAAACAGCUCGCGGAAGGUUGUGCUCCCUGAAGGGUGCCUGUGGGGACUUCACGGUGGUCACCCGACAUGGCCAGUCACCCCUCCUUGCUCUGGAGGUUUUGGGGGUCAGAGCAGAGCCAGGACCCGCAGGACGGGCUCCCCCCAGUGUAUGUGGGGCCCUGGCCCUGGGUGGGGCCGUCAGGGUGGGGGCCAGGGAGUCCUGAGAUGCCGAGGUUGGGGGCAGGGGGCUGUGUCCUGUCUGUCCUGUGUCCUGGCACUUGCGCCUUCCUGCUCCAGCCUCCAGGGUACUCCCCGCCCACCCCGCCCCCAACAACUGACUCACUGCCCCCUCUGCCGGUAUGCACUCAAACGCCCCGGGCCCCUGCAGGGUUUCAGGAAGCGGCGUCAGAGCAGAAACCUCCGUCGGUUUCAGAGCUGCUCUGAGUCAGCCCACGUCCUCCCUGAGUCAGACGUGCAGCCCUGACCCCACAGCACGGAUCCGGCCCCCAGGCUUGGAGGGACCCGGGGUUUGAGGCGGAGGGUCUGCUUCCCCAGGAGGGGCCGUGGAGGCUGGUUGGGGGGGUCGCCCAGGAGGGGCCAUCUCUCAGAUUUCUCCUGGGCACAACCUCGCCCCUGGAGAGGAGCCUCAGGAUGUGUCUGGGGGCAGGUCCGGGCUGCCCGCUGUGGGAUCCAGGCUGCAAGCAGCCCCCACUGCUCCAGGAGCCGCAGAGGGGGAUGGGCUCCGCAGCCCAGAGCUCGAAGUGUCUCGGAGCCGGGGGCAGGAGCGGGCUUAACAGGGCACAAGGCCGGGGGGCCUGUGGAGGACCGUGCCCCCCACCCCGCCAGCUGAAGUUUCCGUGCCACCCGCAGGGACAGGAACGCAGAGGAGCAGCCAGGGUGGGGGUCGGGCCAGGGCACACUGAUUCAGCCUGGCUGGUGGCCAGGUGGCUGUGUGCUGGGCAGUGGGUUAUGGGCAGAGCUGGCCAGGCCUGGGCCCUGGGGAGACGCAGAGGCAGGCUGUCCCUGGAAGAACAUGAGGCGAGGCUGCUCUGUGGCCACCCGCUGACCCGAGCUGCCCGUGCCAUCUGCUCACUGCUGCUGGCCAGGGGCAGCUGUCUGCUGUUAGAGGCCUGGUGAACUCACUGUGAGCUCACCCCAGCUUUCCCCUUGAACGGUGGGUGCAGAGACAGCCCCUGGGGAUUAAUGAUGUUAAAGUCAGGCUCCCCCCCCCACCCCAACCCGGACAGACACCAGGGCCUGUUAGGUGUCCGCCUCCAUGGGUGUGGGUGGACACCCGGGGCCUGGCAAGACAUCUGGCAGAUCUUUUUGCACUUGUUAUUUCAUGAUUUUAAAAACAUUUUUAAGGGGAGACCCUUGGAGGUGCAGAGGUGUGAAUGACAGCCUGCAGACCCACAGGGACGCCCCCUGCCCAGGGUGGGCAGAGGCAGCCUGCCCCUGGGCCUCCCCAGUCUCCUCCGCGAAACGCGGCCGUAGAGGUGCUGAGGAGGCCACGCCCUCACUACCCCUGAGGCCCCCAGGCUGGUCCAAGGACGGCCCCGUGUGGCCAGGGCAGGAAUCACGCCCUCCUGAGUCUGAGUGAACUCCGCGAGUUGGUGAUGGACAGGGAGGCCUGGUGUGCUGCGAUUCAUGGGGUGGCAAAGAGUCGGACACGACUGAGUGACUGAACUGACCCUCCUUAAAAAUGGCAAGAGGCUGUGAUGCGGGGCUGGAGCCCUGGUGACCUUCCUGCCCGCAGAGGGCUGGAGGGCUCUAUGCUAAUUCCCGUGUCAGCCAGAAACCCUCCAGGCCUCCACCCACCUGAACGCAGGUGAGCGGUGUGGACUGCACCACGGAGCCCGCAGUGUACACGGAAACGCCAGUGGCCUCCAGGCCUGUGGGAGCUCCUGGCCUCCCCCCGCUGCCCCCAUGAUGCCCUCCCCAGCUUGCCACGUCUGUUUCCGUGAUUUCUGAAGCAACUGAUCCGGCCUUUCCUUCCCAGAUGGGUUUCGAGUGAGCGCCACCGACGCUGGGGAGAUGCUGGCCAUGGCGAGCUGGACGUGCUGCUGUGGACGCGGCUGGGGGCGGGGGGCGCCCACGGGGCUGCUACAGAGGAAGGUCCUCCCGACGGGGUGGGCGGUGCUGGGGCUGCGACCUUCCCGGAAGCCCCGCCCUGCCCACGUGGCACGCCGCAGUCCAGCGGGAAGUGGGGCCUGGGGCGAGGGGCGGACCGCCCCCUGAAACAGAGCCGGGAUGGGGGAUGAGAACAGGCGGACGUGUGGGAGGAGGGGCCUUGGGAGCCCAGCAAGGCUGACUUCUGAGCAAAAGCGUGAAGAAAGCCGGGGGCUGCAGCUCAGAGGCGUCGGGGGGCGGGGUGGGUGGGUGCGAGGCUGAGGCUGAUCGGGGCUGCGGCGCCUCUGAGGUGGCCCGAGCUCCUGGGCGUUGCUGAUGCCUCACGGCUAGGGCUCCAGAAGGCAGGGGCGCGGGUGCUUGACCACAGGGCCAUAGGGCCAUCCUGGAGGGUGGGGUGGAGGUGGACCCCGGGCUUCCUGCUCCCGGGCUUCAAGGCUGAGAGCGAGCCAGGCCGCGUUUCUGCUCCUGAAGGUGCAACAGCUGGCCUGGUGAUGUGGAUGUAUUAAGUGUUCUCUGACACGUGAGAAACACCUUUCCAGAGGAAAAACACCCUAGCUGCACAAAAUGUGUGAGAAGUGAACUAGUGGCAGCUUCCAUGAAACCAUCGCAGAUUGUAAAGUGAUUAUUCUCCAAAUAAAAAGCGUAUUAAAAAACUGA
Bubalus bubalis (water buffalo) is the source of this 5975-nucleotide messenger RNA. RefSeq names its product translation initiation factor IF-2. Gene Ontology annotation, molecular function: microtubule binding. Gene Ontology annotation, biological process: regulation of cytoskeleton organization. Gene Ontology annotation, cellular component: axoneme. The transcript has 4 exons. NCBI's taxonomy places the organism in Eukaryota, Metazoa, Chordata, Mammalia, Artiodactyla, Bovidae. The record is from RefSeq and is a predicted model, not a curated record. The coding region runs from base 1 to 681 and encodes 226 amino acids.